This is a messenger RNA of Salvelinus fontinalis (brook trout), 4439 nucleotides long. RefSeq names its product cerebellar degeneration-related protein 2-like. The transcript has 6 exons. The record is from RefSeq and is a predicted model, not a curated record. Bases 371 to 1828 code for a protein of 485 amino acids. Lineage: Eukaryota; Metazoa; Chordata; Actinopteri; Salmoniformes; Salmonidae.
AAGAGACUUGCGUAUCUGUGCAUGACGUCAGUGUGUCGUGUACUGGAAAGGGGUCUAUAAGAAACAAUAAUUGGCCAAUUUACACAGCAUGCUUUUAAAAUAGUGUUCGAGUCUCUUGUCUUUAUGUGUCAUUUUGUUUAAUCUGCUGCCAAGAAAAAUAUAUAUAUUUAGCCUGCUUCAUCCGUUAACGUCGCAGCUCUUUCCUCAUUCGAGUGUUGCGGCUGCGUUCAGAAUCUGAAGAAAGAUGAGCUAACGUUAUUCCAGAGGCGGGCGGACAGCGAAAUUGCGUGUGUGCCUGAUUGUGUAGCCGGCUGGUAGGCACGUCUUUGCUGGCUUCCAGGACAACGUGGAUGGUGGUAUCCGUGUCUCGAUGCUAGGAAUGGAGGAAUUUGUCACCGACGAGGAAGAGCCAUGGUACGACCAGCAAGAUCUCGAAUCGGACCUCCACCUGGCAGCAGAGCUUGGGAAGACUCUGUUGGAAAGGAACAAGGAGCUGGAGGAUUCUCUACAGCAGAUAUACAUCACCAAUGAGGAGCAGGUGCAGGAGAUUGAGUACCUGGCUAAGCAGCUGGAGGUGCUGAGGGAAAUGAAUGAGCAACAUGCUAAGGUGUACGAGCAGCUCGAUGGGACAGCCAGAGAACUGGAGUUCACCAACCGUACCCUGGUACUGGACAGCAAGGCCUCGCAACAUAAGAUGGAGAGGUUGACGGGGACCAUCGAGACCCUGCAGACCCAGGUGGAGUCUCUCUCUGGGCAGGUGGAACAGCUCCACUCCCUGGAGCAGCUCAGGGUCCGGAGGGAGAAGAGGGAACGGCGCAAAACCAUCGCCUCCUUCCCUUGCCUUAGGGAACUCUGCACCGCACCCAAGUAUGAGGAUGGGUUUGUGGUGGGCCGCUCAGACAGCUUCACCUCAGAGACUAAGCGGCAGCCAGCAGAGGAGGAGAACGAGCGUCUGAGAGAGGCGGUGUCGGCGCUGCGCUCGGCCGUGAGGGCGGAGCGGGGUCGCAGGGAGGGGGCGGAGAGAGAGUGUCACGUCCUCCUGGGGGAGUUCUCUCGUCUGGAGUCACGUGUGCUGGGUGCAGAGAGCUGCCAGGCACGGGUUCGUGAACUAGAGGCAGAGCUCCAGGAACUCCAGCAGCUCCGACGGGCGAGGACCCUCCUCCUGAGCAGCGAAGAUGACGGCGUGGGCUUCACCCAGACCCUCCUCAACAACACCCCCGAGACAGACACCCUGGAGGGGGAGGGAGGAGAAGUGGGUGGAGGGUCCAGGGAGGAGGGCGAGGGGGGAGGAGGCUUAGGUGGAGAGUUGUUACCUGCCUCCAGCCCCGUCAGGAAGAGCUGCAGCGACACGGCACUGAAUGCCAUCGUGGCAAGGGACGCGUCCGGGAAGAGAAGAGGAAGCUACGCGAUCCACGCCAACAGCGUCCGUAAGAGAGGGAUGUCCAUCCUGAGGGAGGUGGACGAGCAGUACCACGCACUGCUGGAGAAGUAUGAGGAGCUGUUAGGGAAGUGCCGGCGCCACGAGGAGUCCAUGUGCCACGCGGGGGUGCAGACCUCGCGGCCCGUCUCCAGGGACCCCUCCAUGAAGGACUGUGCCAUGGGCCCCACCCCUGCACCCCCGCCCUCCCCCACCCAGUCCCCCUCCACCCCCGAGGUGAUGGAAAGCAUCAGUAAGCAGGUGGAGGCGGUGGAUAAACGACUGGGCCAGAGCGCGCCAGAGUACAAAGCUCUCUUCAAGGAGAUCUUUUCUCGUAUUCAAAAGACCAAGAUGGACAUCAAAGCUACCAAAGCCACCAAAGCCAGCAAGUCUGGCAAGUCCAGCAAAUAAAUGAUGAUACUGGAUUGGUUUGGUAGCGCAGUGCUUUUUCCAUGCUCAAAGCGCUUGAGAUUAGAGGAGGAAUUUGCCUCGUACUCUACCGAUGUGUAGCACUCAUGAGUAGGCUUCUGUAUGGGGUCUGGUCUCCUGUCUGCUUCACAGGAGGCUGCUGAGGGGACAACGGCUCAUAAUAAUGGCUGGAACGGAGCAAAUGGAAUGACAUCAAACACCUAAAAACCAAUGUGUUAAAUGUAUUUGAUACCAUUCCAAAUGAUUCUGCUCCAGCAAUUAGAACAAGCCAGUUUUCACAAACUAAGGAACCUCCUGUGGACUGCUUCUGUUACUAUAGUUACCAAUCAAACAAUAUGCUACUGAAACCAAUCUACUACUAAUGCUAUUAGCACCUGCCUAGCUUUGCCAGUGAGAUCUAACACAGCUGCCUUUUGCUACCGUUACACAGGUCACACAGGUAUGAUAACUGUCACCCUCAACUUGAUGGACUCCACUAUUGUCUGGGCUUGAUAUACCCAGCUGGUAAUACACUCGUGUCCCCCGACGACCAGUUCGUACAUUCUCCAUUCUCCUACUUCACUCGAUUUUAAUUUAAGGUGGAAGAAAACCUACUUUCUUUUUGAAACACCAUUUUCCAUCACCAUGCUCGAGUGGCUAAUGCAACUUCCUGAUGUGGCGCCCCGCGUUCAGCCAGGGCUAAACAUUUUAGGCAUUAGCCACUCGAGCAUGGUCCAUAACUCCAACCACCUUCCCUUAUUAUCAUGAAUGUUAUAGCGCAUGUUGCAUUACUUUGACUUAUCUAUGUGAAAUACUCACAUUGUAAUGCCAUACCAUAUGGCAGGAGAAAAUGUACACAACAAUGAACCUGCAGUAUACAGGAAAUAUAAUCGAGUAUACCUUGUAUUAUUACAUGUUUUACUUUUCUAUUAUUUCUCUGUUCUUUCUCCCUGCGUUGUUGGGAAGAGCCCGUAAGUAAGCAUUUCACUGUUAGUCCACACCUGUCGUUUACGACGCAUAACAUUUGAUUUGAUUUAGAGAUAACUAACUCAAGGUCUUAGACUCAACUGAAGCUUCAAACCUUUAUAGCAGCCACAGGAUUUGGCGUGAGAUCAAUGCUGGUGUGGUGUUGUGAAAGUUAAACUGUGGAGUGUGGAAUGAGAAAAGAAAAGUUGUUACAGAGAAAUCAACUGAAUCAUUUUAACCAGAAAUGUGUUAUAGUUUUCUCCACAGUGUUAUAAUGAAGCAUUAAGGCACGAGGUGGUGUGGUAUAUGGCCAAUAUACCACAGCUAAGGGCUGUUCUUAUGCACGACGCAAAUUGGACACAGCCCUUAGCCGUGGUAUAUUGGCCAUAUAUCACAAACCCCUGAGGUGCCUUAUUGCUAUUAUAAACUGGUUACCAAUGUAAUUAGAGCAGUUAAAAAUAAAUGUUUUGUCAUACCUAUGGUAUACGGUCUGAUAUACCACAGCUGUCAGCCAAUCAGCAUUCAGGGCUCGAACCACUCAGUUUAUUAUGAGUCGUAUGUGUCAGGUACAAGCAGAGGCAAAUAUUUCUCCCAAGGUCACUCAAGUGUUGCUGAGUGAAGAAAAGGGGCAUGACGUCUUGUGGAGGACGGGCAUGACGUCUUGUGAGGACGGGCAUAACGUCUUGUGGAGGACGGGCAUGACGUCUUCUGUCAUAGCAAUGUUUCUUCCUGGUCCUGGAGGGCCGCAGUGUGUGGUGCAGGCUUUCGUUCCAGCCCAGCAUUCAGGUAUACUGCUGGGCUGGAACAAAAGCCUGCACAGCCUAGAAGCUCUUCAGUGCAAGGAGAUAAUGACACUGUGUCAUAGCAAUGGUAAUAUAUGUUGUAUAUUCUAAUAAGAGACAACAAAAUGAAGCGGUUUACACGUCCACCCUUCCUAACGGGGAGUCACUCAAAAGUGGACAUCCCAUUCUUAUGGAACAUUCUCACAAUGUCCUUUUGAAGGCUCCUUGGCUUUCUCUGCACUGUAAUGUUUUACUGAUUGCACUUAAAAAAAAAGAAGUUAUUGCGUAUUUAUACAUGGAUAUUUACUUAUUAUUGCUUGUGUAUUUAUUCCAUUAUUGUGUGUCUCUGUGAGCAUUGAUUCAUGAUAACGACACUUAUCUGCCAUGGUGCCUAUAUGUGAUUGUAUUCAUUAUUGAUAGGCUACAUCUUUAGAAUGGAAAUCAAGUCAUAUUUGUUUCUUAUUUAUCUACUCAACCUGUUGGGCUCCCGAGUGGCACAGCGGUAUAAGGCACCUCAUGUCAGGGCUAGUUAUGUCACUACAGACACCCUGGUUUGAUUCCAGGCUGUAUUGCAACCGGCCAUGAUUGGGAGUGCACAAUUUGUCCAGGUUUGGCCGGUGUAGGCUGUCAGUGUAAAUAAGAAUUUGAUCUUAAUUGACUUGCCUAGUUAAAUUAAAAUUCAUUCAGAUGAAUGAGCAUAUUAUUAGUUUUAUGAGCAUAUUAGUUAGCCUUCAGCAUCACAAGUUUUGUCAUUGUAGCAAGCCACAUUAGCGCUCUCUCAUUGAACUAAGAGUCAUUCGUGUUGUGACACUCUGUAUCAUUGACUUACAUGUCUGCUCUGUGCAAUUAAAGCAUUGGAAUGAAAA